AUAAAAUAAACACCAUACCCUUUUUAUUUUCAUUUGUUUUUUCUCUCGCUUGAGAUAAUAUCAACGAAGCAGAAGUGGAGAUUGUGCGAUAAACAAAAAUGGUAUUGAAAAGUCUUCUUCUCCUAGUUUUGGCAGCGUAUUGUCAGGCUGCAAGUUCACGAGUUGAAAAAAACGUUUGUUUCAAGAUUUAUUCUGCUCGAUAUGGCUACGUAGCGCAUUAUGGUAUUUAUGCUGAUCUUGAUUUGCUGGAGUUUUCCUUUUACAAACCCGCUGUUGUAUUCAAAUUUCUUCCAAAUGGUAUGCUUCAAGAGAUGUCGACCAAGAAAUGUGUACAUAGGUUAAGCAACGGAAAUAGGCAGUUGGUACUUACAUAUGAUUGUUCUAAGGCGAGCAUGUUUCCAGUUGAUAUCUGGAAAUACAAUUCUGUCAAGAAGUGGCUAAUAGAUGUCACAUGCCCUGGUUUGGUAUGCUGGAGCCCAUGGGCUAAUCAUAUACCACCUUAUGACAUCAAGAUAUUGGCAGGUCUUUCUCCAUGCGAUGUAUGGAAUCAAGUGAAUUUGGUCUUAGUUUCCUGCACUGCCGGCUCGCCAGACGAACUCAAAAACCAGAAGUAUUACAUGAAGAAAUAUAAAAGCAUGAACGCUAAAUGAAAUAGUAAGCAGACAAGAUAUAUGUAAAACAAUUCUAGGAUUUUAAUAAAAAGUGGAUUUUUCUAUCUAA
Molecule: messenger RNA, 720 nt
Organism: Xenia sp. Carnegie-2017
Lineage: Eukaryota; Metazoa; Cnidaria; Anthozoa; Malacalcyonacea; Xeniidae
Exons: 4
Coding region: 99-650 (183 amino acids)
Source: RefSeq, a predicted model, not a curated record